ACCGAGCUGAUAACGAGCCGAGCGUGAACUCGCGGAAAAUUGCGUAUCCGUGCAAUCGCAUCCAUCAUGUCGACCGGACCCCGAGCUCCCAAUGCCGGUGUCCUCGUCGUCGUCCUCCUCUUCAUCGUCACCCUGCUCCACGUGACCUACGCCUCGGGCUUGAGCACCGCGCCUCUAGCACCAACAGACAGAACAUAUCUAAGAAAUACGAAAUUCAGUACAAGCUUUAAUCGUAGUGGUCGAAUAUUCUUCGACGAUAUUUUCGGCAUCGAUAUCGCUAGUAAUAGUGGUAGCAAGCCAUUGUCGACCAACAAUGAGGAAAAAUUGCGGAAUUGCACGUGUGAUUGUGGCUUAUCAAAUCAAGAGAAUAGGAUAGUUGGAGGCCGACCUACUGAACCAAACAAGUAUCCUUGGUUAGCUCGACUAGUUUACGAUGGUAAAUUUCAUUGCGGAGCCAGUCUUCUUACCAAUGAUUACGUUAUAACAGCUGCUCAUUGCCUUAGGAAAUUGAAGCGAUCGAAAAUUCGCAUAAUACUUGGUGAUCACGAUCAGUUUGUUACGAGUGAUGGACAAGCUAUUAUGAGAGCUGUCGCAGCUGUUAUUCGCCACAGAAAUUUCGACACCGAGUCAUAUAAUCACGACGUUGCACUUUUAAAAUUACGGCGCCCCGUGAUUUUCUCAAAAACUAUAAGGCCUGUUUGUCUUCCUCGACCAGGAAGCGAUCCUGCGGGAAAGCGUGGAACAGUCGUAGGCUGGGGUCGGACGAAAGAAGGCGGAAUGCUCGCAGGAAUUGUCCAGGAAGUUGCCGUGCCCGUUCUCACUUUGGAUCAAUGCAGAAAGAUGAAGUACAGGGCGAACCGCAUCACUGAAAAUAUGAUUUGUGCAGGAAACGGAAGCCAGGACUCGUGCCAGGGUGAUAGCGGUGGACCAUUGCUCGUCGAUGAAGGCGGAAGACUUGAAAUCGCAGGAAUUGUUUCGUGGGGUGUUGGAUGUGGACGUCCUGGAUAUCCUGGCGUUUAUACAAGAGUUACGCGAUACUUGAACUGGAUUCACAUAAAUAUGAAAGAAACGUGUUUAUGCGAUACGUGAGCCGUAAAUGCCCUAAAUGAAGUGUGUUAAUGACUGAUAAUUCAAGCAUGUGAUAUUACAGUGUACUAAUUUUAUUUUUUGUACAUAAUGAAGUUAAUUAUCUUCAAUCAUUCCAUUCAAU
Messenger RNA from Ceratosolen solmsi marchali, 1210 nucleotides. Its product is annotated as trypsin-1-like. Lineage: Eukaryota; Metazoa; Arthropoda; Insecta; Hymenoptera; Agaonidae. The coding region runs from base 67 to 1089 and encodes 340 amino acids. The record is from RefSeq and is a predicted model, not a curated record. The transcript is spliced from 6 exons. Gene Ontology annotation, biological process: proteolysis. Gene Ontology annotation, molecular function: serine-type endopeptidase activity.